This is a messenger RNA of Lutzomyia longipalpis, 4185 nucleotides long. RefSeq lists its product as uncharacterized. The transcript is spliced from 5 exons. Lineage: Eukaryota; Metazoa; Arthropoda; Insecta; Diptera; Psychodidae. Gene Ontology annotation, cellular component: nucleus. Gene Ontology annotation, biological process: base-excision repair, AP site formation. Gene Ontology annotation, molecular function: mismatch base pair DNA N-glycosylase activity. The record is from RefSeq and is a predicted model, not a curated record. Bases 360 to 2465 code for a protein of 701 amino acids.
GUUCCCUUGUCAAAAUCCCAGGUCUCUGACGUCACUUGGUAGUAAAAUGGGUGAGAUGUUGAAAAAAAUCAUCUAACCCGUGGUUUCAAAAAAAAUCCCAUAUAGUGUGGUACGUUUAGAAUUGCAAGAAAAAAGAGAUUCGGUUUAAGUGAUCAGUGAGCGUUUUUACCAACACCUGCGGGUGAUCACUGUAAAAUAGAGAAAUUACCAAACCAACUCUCUUUACGAACUUCCUCUUUUUACGUGCUCAAACCACAUUAAGUUGUAACGACUUUGCUUCAACUGAGGCAACCAACAGUAGCACACUAUGUCCGCCGGGGCGGAGCACUGACAAAAAGGGCACCCACCGCCAUUAAGAGAUGCAAGUGGGGACCCUAUUUCGGGAGAGUGCCGCUACACUUUUAGGCGCCACUAGCGGCAUGAUUGAAUCACCCGUUGCUGCGAAUGCCUUUGUAGCGCCUCCAUCUAGUCACCCUCUCAAGUCCACCCUUCCACCACCAGGUGCUGAAGCACCCCAUGCCCCCUACACAUGUCUCGAUAUUCUCACUGGACCACCACAUGGGCAUCAUGAUCCUGGCUAUAAGAUUUUAUCACCAUCACUUAAACAUGAAAUACAAGAUGACGGUUAUGAAACAAGUGGCGGGGAUGCAAUGACGCCAAGGAAUUUGCUACCACAGGCAAAAUGUGAGAAUAAUUUAGCACCCCCAGAAGAUCCAUACAACUUUAUCGAUGAUGAUCUCAACCACAUAAUGACCUUCCCGCCACUCUAUGGUACAACGCCGCAGGGAUUUGCGCAAGAUCCCCCACCUGCUGUUGCACCCAUAUGUAAAAAACGUGGACGAAAGAGGAAGUUACGCAAUGAGGAAGAUUUAAUUCCAGGCACCACCAUCCCAAAGGCACGGGAACGCAAGAAGCAUGAUAGAUUUAAUGGGAUGCCAGAGGAAGAAGUCUCCAAGCGUACACUACCCGAUCACCUCACCAACAAUCUUGAUAUCAUUAUAAUUGGCAUAAACCCAGGGCUUUUUGCGGCCUACAAGGGACAUCAUUAUGCCGGCCCGGGGAAUCAUUUCUGGAAAUGUCUCUACCUGUCGGGUUUAACGCAUGAGCAAAUGACAGCAGAAGAAGACUACAAACUUCUCAAAAUAGGCAUUGGUUUUACAAAUAUGGUACAACGUGCCACAAAGGGAUCUGCUGAUCUAACACGAAAGGAAAUUAAGGAGGGAUGUAGGCUUUUACUUGAGAAAUUACGUCGUUUUCGUCCAAAGAUAGCAGUCUUCAAUGGAAAGUUGAUCUUUGAGGUUUUUUCUGGUAAAAAAGACUUUAAUUUUGGACGACAACCCGACUGUAUUGAAGGAACGAAUACAUAUAUGUGGGUAAUGCCAUCAAGCAGCGCGAGGUGCGCCCAGUUGCCACGAGCUGCUGACAAAGUGCCAUUUUAUGCUGCUCUCAAGAAGUUCCGUGACUUCCUCAAUGGCCUCUCCCCAGAAGCGGAUCUGGAUGAGCAGGAGUUUGUGUUCAGUGAUCCCAAGUACAAAGUGUGCUGUGAAAGCGAACCAAAAAUUGACACAGACCCGCCAGAUGGGGAAGUGAAGAAGAAGCGUGGUCGUCCGAAGAAACUACGUCCUGAGGAUGCCCCCAAGGCGCCAGUGGUGAAGCGAACACCCGCAGAUGGGACGAAAAAGAAACGUGGUCGUCCGAAGAAGCUGAAGGAGCCCGAACAGCAACAAUUCUCAUCACCACCACCCAUUAUGGAAUCCCUGCAUUCAAUCUCCAAGACACCCCAAGCCUAUCAAUCACCCCAAAAUUCCCAAACAUUUUCACAUUCAGACCUUUCGUCUGAAAUUAGCGCCGCCAUUUCAUCGGACCUCGUUGAUUCCCCGCCAACUGCAUCGCCACCCGGGCCGCCGGACUUUGAACCGCCCACCGCCAUGCCCACCGAUGGUCACACGCCCGAGCUUCGUUACAGCCCCUUUACGCGUACCCCCUAUGGGCAAGACGAUCAGUGGCAACAAAUUAGGGAGCAACGUGACAUGUACAAGGUACCAGAUGUAACAACCAAAAGUCUAUCUGGUUUGGAAAAUUUAGUUGAGCAAAUCCCAACAAUGGGUGAUGUGGAAGCACAUCCGCAUAUGAAUGGCCUCGAUGAAGGGCGUGAGGAGCAAACAACAUACUCAUCGUGUCUCUAUGACCGUAAUGAAUAUGAAUCGGUAUUUCCGCCAUACGGUUCCUACUUUCCCGAUGCAGUCGAACCGACAUCAACAUACGGAUACUCGAGUCAGUUCGAAGGCUACGCGUACUCGCAGCACUUUGCACAGCAACAGCAAAUGCCUGUACCCAAUUAUGCGUACGCAACAUAUCCACCAACUUCGUAUACACCUCAGUGUCCUACGCCUAUGCCUCAACCCCUAUCAGCCUAUCGGUCGCACGCCUUCAAACCCGACCUUACGGGCUAUAGUAGCUUCUGACACAGCUAGGGAUCCUACUCUGUUACCGAACCACCUAUCUACUAGAAGAGGACCUACUCACAAGAAGGCGUGUGCGUGCAGUGAAGAAAACACCCAUCCUCCACUAUAUUAGAUAAAGAAGAAGACUAAGAAAACGGUUGGAGUUCAUUAUUGAGAAGCAAGUUGAAUUUAAACAAAAAAAAAAUGACAUGACAGCCUAGGAAGGUACAGUUUCUUGUUAAAUUAUAUAGGUAUGUAUACCAAAAACAAAAAACGAUACAUUUUUACGUAUCAUAAAUUAUGUAUGUUUGUGAAUUUGUGUUUCUUUUUAUUACAAUAUAAAUAUAUUUGAUUAAAACAAGAAUUUAGUCAAACAUGCAAAAAAUGAUUUGUAAACUACGUAAUUAAUCGUAUCACGUUAUACUUGUGACAUUUAGAUUUGUAGUAAAUUACGAAGAAAAAAAAAGAAAAGAAAUUAUUGGCAUCAAUUUAGUGAAAUUAUUGAACAAAUUAAUGCGUGAAGUUUACUAAACAUAAAAAAGUCGUUGGCAGCUAAUGCCAAUUGCAAAAUCUUUUAUUAAUUUAAAUUUAUUUCACAGACUUUCCUUUGGAAAUUUUAAACAAAAGAAAUAUCAACACGUUGUGGUUAAAUCAAGAUUAAAUCAAGAAAAACAUUUCUUUACUUCCAGAAAAAAAUAUUAUAAGAAAAAAGUGAAUAAUAAAAGUUCACGCAAUGUCAAGUAUAAUGAUGAUAAUUUUGCUCAAAACCCUAAAAAAUUGUGGAAUAGUUUAUGGUCUUUUUGUUUUCUUCUUAAUAAGAUACUGUAACUUCGUAGACAUUACUUAUAUUAAAAAAGAUUUAAUAAAAAAACGAAGGCUCUAAAAGUUUUCUGUAAUUUCUUGUUAAUUUUAUUUUUUCUUCUUCAAAUUAUUUAUCAAUUCAAAGGGCGCAAUCACAUUAAAAAAAACUAAAUAUCGAUAAAGACAAACAGGGUAAGCAAAAAAAAUGUAGAGAAACACAUUUUCCGCAAAAGAAAUACAUAAAAGCGCGAAGAAGAAAGAGAGAGGAGUAUAAAUUGUAUAAAAAAAAAUGGAAGAAAAAACUUACAAGAAAUUUUGUCGAUACAUUAUUAACCCAUGUUCUAUUUUUUAGAGAAAAAGAAACUAUAUAAGAUCACUAAAAAAAAACUUAAAAAAAAUAAUACUAUGAGAGUGAAAAUUCUCUCACUGUGUGAAUGUGCAAUUAAAAGAAAAUUAUAAGAAAAUGAAAAAUUGAAGACAGGGAGAGAAGAAUAAGCAAAAACAAAAAAAAAUCGAAUAUUGGUAAAUGACACAACAAAGCGAAAAAAAUGGAGUCUCAGAAGCAUUUUUAAUCACAAAAUAUUCACCCCAUUUUUAAGGAAGGAAAGAACAACAAAAAAUCUCUUUGACCGAAUAUACGUAAUUUAAAAAAUAUAACAUUCUACUAUUCGCUUCUCUACUCUCAAGAAAAAAAAAGAAAUUUAUUGUGAAAAUAAAAAUAAACCACACUUAAUAAAAUACCUAAAUUAAAAAAAAAAACUGAUAACAGAUUGAAUUAACCAUUAACAAAUUAAGUAAAUAAAAAAAAUUGAAAAAAUCACAUAAGCGAAAAAAACUAUUAAGUGAAAUAUAAUAUAAUAUAAUUAGAAAUACAUUUUAUCAAUUUAUAAAUACUUUUAAUGAAAAAUCACUAAUACAAGAUAUGAAAAAAAACCAGAAA